Rhodotorula toruloides NP11 is the source of this 2838-nucleotide messenger RNA. RefSeq names its product DNA mismatch repair protein MLH3. The transcript has 6 exons. Gene Ontology annotation, cellular component: mismatch repair complex. Lineage: Eukaryota; Fungi; Basidiomycota; Microbotryomycetes; Sporidiobolales; Sporidiobolaceae. The record is from RefSeq and is a predicted model, not a curated record. Gene Ontology annotation, biological process: mismatch repair. Gene Ontology annotation, molecular function: mismatched DNA binding; ATP hydrolysis activity; ATP-dependent DNA damage sensor activity. Bases 1 to 2838 code for a protein of 945 amino acids.
AUGGCCGGUCCACUGCUACAGGAGCACCCACCGCCGCAGGAACCGCCGCAGCUCGCGCUCCUCCCGCCUCGCACCGCGUCCCUCAUCCGCUCGUCGACCAUCGUCCCGACGCUCCCCUCGAUCCUGUCAGAGCUCGUGCAGAACAGCAUCGACGCACGAGCGACUGCGAUCAGCUGCGCCGUCGACCUAGACACCUGGACGGUCCGGGUGGAGGACAACGGGACGGGGAUCGCUCAACAGGACCUCGCCUUGCUCCGUACCGCCGCCCGACACCUCACGAGCAAGCUCAGCGUGACGGCAAAUGGCACGGCGGACGGGGCGUUCGCGGGCGUGACGACCUACGGGUUCCGAGGGGAGGCGCUCGCUUCGUUGCAGGAUGUCGGGACGCUCGAGAUCCGGACGAAGACCACAGACGACGAGGAGGCACAGCAGCUUGUUUUGAGAGGCGGAGAGUGCUUGGUGUAUGGCGCGAGCAGGACGGAGCGAUCUACCGGGACGACUGUCUGGGUCAGGGAUAUCUUCUACAAGCUACCCGUCCGCCGUCGCGCACUGUCGAAACCUUCCGCACAGUCGACUCUCCUCGCCUCCCUACGUUCCGCCCUCUCGACUCUGUCCCUCAUCCACCCUUCCAUCUCCUUCUCUCUUACCGACUCGACUUCCUCUUCCGCCAUGUCAAGCGGCGAGAGCAAGACUCUCCUGUCCGUCGGUCGAAGCGGCGAAGGUGUGCUCGGCAGGUGGAGACAGCUUUGGGGUCGGGCUGGAGUCGAGAAGGUGUGGGAGUUCGGUGAAGCUGAGAAGGAAGAGCACGUGGUAGAAGGCGUCGGUGAAAAGCUGAGGGCGCGCGGGUUCUUCUCACUCUCAGCUGCCCACACCAGGGCGGGCCAGUUCAUCUUGUCGGUUGUACGGCGCACAGACGUCAACUCCCGCCCUCUCGCCGCUGCCCAAUCCCCUCUCCACAAACUCCUCAACACCCUCUUCGCCUCCUCAUCCUUCUCCCGCCAUUCGUCCUCGCACCUCUCCCUCCCCUCAUCAUCCACCUCAUCGCCCGCUCGCGCCCGCGCAAGUCCGCAGAAGAAGUCGAUCGAGCGCUUCCCGGUGUUCGUCGUCGUGCUCGAGGUUCCUGGAAAGGUAGUCGAUGUCAGCUUUGAGCCGGACAAGCGGGUCGUUGAGUUUGAGGAUCCGGCUCGCAUCGAAUCUUUCCUCGCAUCGAUCACCAGCCGCUUCCUCGUCGAAAAUGGAUUCCUCCACGCCGCCGCCCCAGCGAAACAGCUCGCGCCGCCCUCGGCGUCGCCGACAAAAGGGAAGAAGCGCUCUCGCACAAUGGAAACGGUCGAGAAUGCGUUCGUCUCUGCAGGAUCACGGACGAGGAGCCAAAAGCGAGUCGCUAUGGCCGAUGACGCGGCAUUCGAAGUGUUCCCAGCAACCGUACCGCCUGCUCGCACUCGUUCCGCUCCUUCCGCCAUCCCGCCUAUCGCGCGCCCUUCGCCCGCUACCGUCUUCGCCCAGUCAUCCGAAGCCAACGAGACGCUUCCAACGACCGGCGACGACGAUGCCUCGUACAAGUGGACGGACCCGGUGACGAAGCAGGCGUGGCUGAUCGACGGACGGACGGGGAACAGCAAGCGGUGCGAUGAGUGUUGUAGCGGAGCGGCUGACGACGAUGGACGGAGGCAGGACGGAGGGAAGAAGGGAAAGGUCGAUAGGCGGUGGCUGAAGCAGGUCGAGGAGCGAGAAGACGGGACAGGAGAGGCGGAAGACGUCCCGGAUUGGCUGAAGAGCACGCUCGAGACAUGGGACAACCCAGUGUUCCCCGCCACCGCAUCGACAGGUCGAACGAUCCCCUCGCUACCUUCGCUUCAGACCGCCUCAUCCGCCGUCCAGCCAGGCCAACCACUCGCAACUCUUCCGGCCGCCUUCCGCACUACGAAGCCUAUCCUGUCGAACCGCCUCACAGCCUUGAAGCUGAAGCAGAUGAACGAUUUCGGGCGAACGACCGUCAGCCUCGACGUUCCGACGCUCACCGCAGACCUCGAUCCGUCUUCGGUUCCCUUCCUCGCACCUCUCGAAGCCGGCGCGCAGUCCUUCUCCCGCACAUCGCUCGCCCAAGCAGAGUUCAUCGCGCAAGUCGACACCAAGUACCUGCUCGUCCGCGUCCCUGCGUCUUCCAAAGGUCACGGCGCAACGCUCGUUCUUGUCGACCAACACGCCGCAUCGGAGCGCGUCAGGGUCGAGCGCUUCCUUGAUGCAAUCGUCGGGCGAGUCGUGCGUGGCGAGGCUGUCGAGGCAAGGGAAUUGGGAGCGGAGGAGAGGGUCGGAGUCGUCGUCAGUCGAGCAGAGGUCGAGGCUGUCCAGCGCUGGAGGUCGGUCUUUGAGCGUUGGGGUCUGCAAUUUGCUGCAGGUGCGACCGAAGAGGAGAAGGAGGGCGACUAUCACCAGCUCUGGCUCUCCACGCUCCCCUCGCUUCUCUCGGACCGGCUCUCGAAGGAUGCCCGACUCGCUCAAGACCUCAUCCGCUCAUUCGUCGGCCACCUCGAAGAACACGGUGCAGGAGUUGCCGGGCGCGAAGGUCGGCAGGGCGAAGGCUGGACGAGCGGGAUGAAGGACGUCCCGCCUGUCUUGCUCGACUUGAUCAACUCGAAGGCAUGUCGCGGAGCAAUCAUGUUCAACGACGUCCUUACUCCCGCUCAAGCAUCGACUCUCCUCGCUCAACUCGCCCAGACGUCCUUCCCCUUCCAAUGCGCGCAUGGCAGGCCCUCUCUCGUCCCUAUCGUCAACUUGCCGGCGCCCUCGAGGAGCGGAGGUCGGGGUGGACAGAUUGAUUGGUCGCGAUUCGCUUGA